AGGCGGGGCCUGGGAUCCGCUGGGGGGCGGGACCCAGGCCGCGACCCCGACCCCGACCCAGGUCGCGACCCCCAGGCGGGCCCACCGGUAUGGCCCGGCACGUGUUCCUGACGGGGCCCCCAGGAGUUGGAAAAACAACGCUGAUCCAGAAAGCAAGUGAGGUGUUAAAAUCCUCCGGUGUGCCUGUCGAUGGAUUUUACACAGAAGAAGUCAGACAGGGAGGGAGAAGAAUAGGAUUCGAUGUUGUCACGUUAUCUGGUCUGCGGGGAGUUUUGUCCAGAAUUGGGUCAGAGCCUCCACCUGGAAAACGUGAAUGCCGGGUUGGGCAGUACGUAGUGGAUCUGACUUCGUUCGAACACUUGGCACUUCCGGUCUUGAGGAAUGCAGGUUCCAGCAGUGGCCCAGGGCACAGAGUGUGCAUCAUCGACGAGAUCGGGAAAAUGGAGCUCUUCAGUCAGCCUUUCAUCCAGGCUGUUCGUCAGACACUGGCCACCCCAGGGACUGUCGUCCUGGGCACGAUCCCAAUACCGAAAGGAAAACCGCUGGCCCUCGUGGAAGAAAUCAGAAACAGAAACGACGUUCAGGUGUUCAGUGUCACCAAGGAAAACAGAAACCAUCUUUUGCCCGAUAUUGUGACGUGUGUGCAGAGCGGCAGGAAGUGAAGACGGUUCGCGUCCCUGCGCUGUGCGCUUGAAGGAAUGUGCUGGUUCACACGGAGCCUGGUGGGUGCUCCGCCUGUCAGAGAUUUACGCCUUCGGGCUUACCAAACCUUGUGGGCUUUUCCAGAGAAAGCCCGACAGCUGUUUUCCAUAAAAUGUUUAAAAGCUCACAUUAGCCUGAGUGCUGGAUUGGCCCGACGAGGUGAGCCGUCUGCUGUGGCUUGUUUUUGCUGAAAGAUUUCUGUUUAUUUCCUCUUGCAGUUGUCCAUACGAUUUUGGCAAAUUAUGAAAUGAGGAAUGGUUUUCAGAGUAUUAGAUGGAACUUACCCCCAUUGAAGUUUGUAAGUGUGUUCCGGGGAAGAGGGAGAAGGACGUUCGCUACCUAAUCAGUUUUGCCCGUUGUGAAAAUUAACCCCCUCUCCAGGGGCAGCUUCGGCCCCCAGGCAUAAGAGUUAGUUUGUUUUUUUAAAAUGGUUACUUCAGAGAAAAGCCAUUUGGGGUCCUCCCCAUGCAUCUCAUUGUUCAUGUGAUUGCUUAUUGCUUAAUAAAAAGAAACAAAACGUGUGCAGCCAUUACACAUAGCCUAAAGCUGUCAAGAGAUUGACUCAACAUUGCCUUCAUUCCUUAAAAUUAAAAACCUACAAAAGUCGGUGUAAAUUUGUUUGUAUAUGUUAUUUACCUUCAGAUCUAAAUGGUAAUCUGAACCCAAAUUUGUAUAAAGACUUUUCAGGUGAAAAGACUUGAUUUUUCGAAAGGAUUGUUUACCAAACACAAUUCUAAUCUCUUCUCUUGUGUAUUUUUGUGCACUAGGCACAGUUGUGUAGCAGUUGAGUAAUGCUGGUUAGCUGUUAAGGUGGCGUGUUGCAGUGCAGAGUGCUUGGCUGUUUCCUGUUUUCUCCUGAUUGCUCCUGUGUAAAAAUGCCUUGUCGUGCAGAAACAAAUGGCUGUCCAGUUUAUUAAAAUGCCUGACUACUGCACUUCCAGUCACCCGGGCCUUGCAUAUAAAUAACAGAGUAUACAGUGAGCACAUCUAGCUGAUGAUAAAUACACCUUUUUACCCCCUUCCCCCCAAAAUGGUAUAUCUGAUCAUCUUCAUGUAUGAACUUAAAAUAUGGAAAAUGUUAAGGAAGCAAAAAUGGUUUGUAACUUUGUAAGUACUUAUAACAUGGUGUAUCGUUUUGCUCAUGAAAAUUCUGUACUAUAA
Molecule: messenger RNA, 1863 nt
Organism: Neogale vison (American mink)
Lineage: Eukaryota; Metazoa; Chordata; Mammalia; Carnivora; Mustelidae
Gene: NTPCR
Product: nucleoside-triphosphatase, cancer-related
Exons: 5
Coding region: 90-662 (190 amino acids)
Molecular function (GO): ribonucleoside triphosphate phosphatase activity
Source: RefSeq, a predicted model, not a curated record